CGUCAAGUCCCUAACAUUUGUGCUCUAUCCUGCGCAUACAAGCCUUACAGACAACCUCUGUCAGCAGAUAAGCAAGACACAGGCCAAUAUGCUGGUGCUACAGCCCUCAAGAGGCGGCGCUUCAUAAGCAAUCGGAUGCGUUACCGAGUCCCUGCUCACCUAUGUUCCCUCGACUUUGGAUAAAGCCGCAGGGCAAUUCGCAACCGAACGCACCCACGAUCAUUGCUCAGGCUUUGUGGUCUCGCUCUCUGCGUGCUAGCAGUCGCCAUGGUCCUCGUUCCCAAGCUCUUCCAGCCCAUCAAGGUCGGCAAUGUCACCCUCCAACACUGCAUUGCUCUCGCGCCCAUGACGCGCAUGCGCUGCACGGGAGAUAAUAUCCCAUUACCCAUCAUUAAGGACCACUACGACCAGCGGGCUCACACGCCUGGGACUCUGCUCAUCUCCGAGGCCGUGCAAAUUCACACAGCAGCCGUUACCUUCCCCAACGUCCCUGGCAUACACAACGACGUGCAGAUAGCGGCGUGGAAGGAGAUCAUAGACGCAGUUCACGCGAAGGACUGUCCUUUCUUCAUGCAGCUCUGGGCGACAGGGCACUAUGUCUCUGCCUCACCUAUCAAGCUGAGGGACGCGAGCGAAACCCCACGCGCGCUCAACAAGGAGGAAAUCAAGGAAUAUAUCCAAUGGUACAGUCAGGCCGCUAUCAAUGCGAUCAAGGCCGGUGCCGAUGGUGUCGAGAUUCAUGGGGCGAAUGGGCAUCUUAUUGACCAGUUCCUGCAGGACGUCUCGAACAUCAGAGAGGACGAGUAUGGCGGCAGCAUCGAGAAUCGUGCUCGCUUCGGCCUCGAAAUCGUCGAUGCAGUCGUCAAAGUCGUGGGUCCCGAGCGAACGGCCAUUCGACUGAGUCCUUGGGGCGUCUACCAUGACACGGGCAUGAAGGAACCGGAACCUCAAUUCGGCUACUUUAUUGAGCAGCUGAAGGCUAGACACCCGGGCCUCACAUACCUGCACCUCGUCGAGGCGCGCGAGCACAGCGUCAUGCUCGAAGAAGCCAAUCAAUCGAAUGACUACCUUCGCAAAAUAUGGGCGCCUCGCCCUCUCGUCAGCUGCGGCGCUUACUCGCGCAAAUUGGCUCUCGAGGUCGCAGAGACCAAGGGCGAUAUUAUCGCGGUCGGGCGGCCCUUCGUGUCCAACCCUGACCUGGUCGAGAGGUGGAGGCACGACUGGCAGCUGUCUCCGUAUAAGCGAGAAUUCUUCUACAUCUCUGGUGGGGGUCCCAAGGGUUAUUCGGACUAUCCCCUUGCCACCGAGGCUCAAAAAUCGAAUCUAGUCGUGUAGCGUCCGUGCUUCAACAAGAAUCAGGAUUUCCCCUCAG
Schizophyllum commune H4-8 is the source of this 1372-nucleotide messenger RNA. RefSeq names its product FMN-linked oxidoreductase. Lineage: Eukaryota; Fungi; Basidiomycota; Agaricomycetes; Agaricales; Schizophyllaceae. The coding region runs from base 268 to 1335 and encodes 355 amino acids. The record is from RefSeq and is a predicted model, not a curated record. The transcript is spliced from 6 exons. Gene Ontology annotation, molecular function: oxidoreductase activity; FMN binding.